Molecule: messenger RNA, 831 nt
Organism: Mizuhopecten yessoensis (Yesso scallop)
Lineage: Eukaryota; Metazoa; Mollusca; Bivalvia; Pectinida; Pectinidae
Exons: 3
Coding region: 109-810 (233 amino acids)
Source: RefSeq, a predicted model, not a curated record
GGGAGGGUAAAAACAAAUACAUUCAUUUGGUGGCAAUGUCAACAAACCGUUGUCAAGACGAAGCCGGAAGAUUUGCUUUCAGCCAACGCAACACAGAUCAAGUGUACCAUGAUCACACUCACUGUGAAAGCAAAGCUAGUGAUGGUAGGGCAGAUAUUGACUCGUGGGAAGAUAGUGACACGGACCCAGAAAAUCAUGAGUCGUCAGACUCCGACCCUGUGUCGUCCGUGUCAGCAUCAACACUGGAGUCCGGCAAUAUCAGUUGGUAGGAGGCGCGACGUGUGGUGGAAUUUGUUGUUUUGGCCGAUGGUUUGGAAAAAAAGUUGUCCAUGGUGCCACUCCCGUUUAAGACUUGGGGCUUGUGUAGCAGAAAAACAUUACGGUUUUGGUAGCCUGCUGUAUAUCAAGUGUGACUCGUGUGGUAAAACGACGGCAUUACCAUCAGGCAAACGGCACCACAGCAGUACAUGGGAUGUUAACACAAAACUUGGAUCAGCAAUGCCUCACGUUGGUCUUGGUGAAAGUGAUGUAAAUGGUGUCCUUGCCACCCUAAAUAUCCCAGGUAUAACACCUAGAAAUCUUAAAAAGAGAGAACGAGAAGCUGGAGAUUCCAUUGAGACAGUGGCAACAGCAACAUGUGACAAGGCAAUUGUAGAUGAACGAGCAAGUUGCGACAGCAAUUCCAAACAAAAAUCAGUAUCAUAUGAUGCAGGAUGGCAGACAAGGUCAAGUGGACACAGAUAUGCCAGUCUUUCCGGUAAGUCAUUAGGUCAGAAGAUGAAAUGGAUGUGUUGUUCAAUGUGUGAUUGAUAUAUUGAGGCCAUAUACAGA